AGUCUUUGCAGUUCUCCUCACAGUUCAUUGUUUUCUUCGGUUCUUCCUCUGAAAUUUCAAACYUUCUGAUCCAGAUUUCCUUUCUAGAAAUUCUCCGAUUCUGCUCGAGACUCUCCAGCAAUGACGAAAGUGAUUCUGAAAUUGGAUGUUCAUGAUGAAAAAUCUAAGCAAAAAGCUAUGAGCACUGUCUCCAGCCUAUCAGGAGUGAACUCAAUCUCGCUGGACAUGAAAGAGAAGAAACUGACAGUAACAGGGGAUGUGGAUCCAGUGGGGCUGGUGAGAAAAUUAAGGAAAACUUGCCACACAGUGAUAGUUUCAGUUGGACCGGAGAAACCAGAUCCACCUAAGAAAGAGGAACCAAAGAAGGAAGAUCCAAAAAAGGCAGAGGAAAAGAAGAAAGAAGAACAACUUGCAGAGCUUGUAAAGGCUUUAAAGGCACAACAGAAUAUGUACCCACCAAUUUGCUAUAGAAGCAUUGAAGAAGACCCAAAUGCCUGUGUUAUUUGCUAAUUCAAAUCUCUCUCUCUCUGUAGAUCAUUCUUAAGUUUAGGGUUGGAAAGAGGAAAUUGAAGGUGAAAGAUGGAGUGGGUAAUGAUGAUUUGGGAGGAACAUUUUUUCCUUCUGAAGUUCUGAAUCUGAGUUACCUUUUACUUUCUCCCUGUUUCCUUUCUAGAUUGUGUGUUUUCAAGUACCCUUUUUGUUUUUUUUUUUUGGUAUGGGAAGUUGUGAUUUGCAAUUUGCAUCAAUCCCCAGACAUCCCUUUUGAGUGAAUAAAAUACCAACUUUUUUUCAUCUA
Messenger RNA from Momordica charantia (bitter melon), 796 nucleotides. Its product is annotated as heavy metal-associated isoprenylated plant protein 12. The record is from RefSeq and is a predicted model, not a curated record. NCBI's taxonomy places the organism in Eukaryota, Viridiplantae, Streptophyta, Magnoliopsida, Cucurbitales, Cucurbitaceae. Gene Ontology annotation, molecular function: metal ion binding.